Aspergillus steynii IBT 23096 is the source of this 1199-nucleotide messenger RNA. Its product is annotated as DUF5315 domain-containing protein. NCBI's taxonomy places the organism in Eukaryota, Fungi, Ascomycota, Eurotiomycetes, Eurotiales, Aspergillaceae. Bases 1 to 756 code for a protein of 251 amino acids. The record is from RefSeq and is a predicted model, not a curated record. The transcript has a single exon.
AUGGACGCCGCUCCGCGCAUGGAGCACGUCCGGCGCGUUAGCACCCAGCGUCUCCCCCCCCCCGCUCUCUUUCAAGGCCCGCCCUCUCACAAUGCGUCCAAUCUGUCUCUCGCCCCCCCGGUGCCGGCCGUGUCUUCUCCAGGAACCAGCCAGCCGCCGCCCCUACAGCGCAAUCGCUCAUCGCGGCAGCCCGGCGCCCUCGAACCGCCCGGCUCGCUGUCCCCAUUCGUCUCACGUAGACCGUCCAAAGGCGAGGCGGAUCGCUCCGAUGCCAUCUGGCAGGAGAUGCAGAAUGCCCUGUCGGAAGUCGAGCUGAGCGCCGUCACCAGCGAAUACGUCUUCGGGGAGAAACACUCCGAAGCCCUGGAAGAUCUGCGGACCAAGCAGCUGAAGCUUGCGCAGGCCUGGGCUCGCAGCGAGGCGGAUGACGAAGGGGCCGAGAACAAGGGGAAACCCCCGUCCGGACCGAAGGGUUCGCGCAAUCCCGCGACGACGGGUGAGCCGGUCGUGCCCGAUGAUGCGUCCCAUCGGAACCUGGACGAAGAAACCGAAAAGGACCUCAUUCUUGCGCGCGAGAGACGGGAGGCGAAUGAUCGGUAUUUUGAUCGCGUGAAUAGCGGAGUGUUGGACGUGGUGGCCAAGCUAGAAGAAGUUGCGCAGGCCAUGCGUGUGGUGGAGAGAGAAAGCAGAGACAUCUGGAGUGACAACGAAACGGACAGUGUAACGAUGUCGACGCAGUCAACUCACUCUGGCUGAGGGGCCGGUAUACAUGUUCAAGACGGGUAUUUGAACCCACACCCAGACCUACAAUAAAUCGUCGUCCGGACCCGAGCGGAUCGCAGCGCAAUUUGGACUGCCAAUUGGCCGACGAUAUUGCUCAAGACUCACUGGUAUAAUCUGUGGACAAGAACAUGCCGCUUACGCUCUCGCAGCGCAAGAUUGUCCACACCGCGAUUUUUCCAGCACGCCGAAAUCUUGACAAAACCACGCGAGUUCGCAAUGACGAAGAACAACCGUUGCUAGCGCUCGAGCAUACUUAUGAAUGCCCUACACAAGGGUAACUAUAUUCAGUACAGCCCGGUGAAACGGCUAUGCGUAAUGGACAGACUAGGAGGGCAAAGACAGACUGAAGGACCAACUUGUAGUAAUAGCAUCCAGCAUCAAUUAGGAGAAUGCAAGGGUAUCAAAAUUCCAGCUGU